Dalotia coriaria is the source of this 1545-nucleotide messenger RNA. It is a transcript of the gene Rab2, whose product is annotated as RAS oncogene family member Rab2. The record is from RefSeq and is a predicted model, not a curated record. The transcript has 4 exons. Gene Ontology annotation, biological process: vesicle-mediated transport. NCBI's taxonomy places the organism in Eukaryota, Metazoa, Arthropoda, Insecta, Coleoptera, Staphylinidae. The coding region runs from base 194 to 835 and encodes 213 amino acids. Gene Ontology annotation, molecular function: GTPase activity; GTP binding. Gene Ontology annotation, cellular component: Golgi apparatus.
UAGGUAAUGACGUCCAGACAGCUGUCAGUGUUCGUUGUUCCGUUUUCGUGACGAUAGUUCGUGAUUACCAGUGCUCCUCGUCCUCCAAAAGCCCUGCAAACGGCGAACGCAACACAACUCGAAUCGUAAAUCCUCCCGCAUAGUCGUCUCAGGCAAGCUCGAAACAAAGACCCGCGGCGUGAGCGAAAACAAAAUGUCCUACGCCUACCUCUUCAAGUACAUCAUCAUCGGAGAUACAGGUGUGGGUAAAUCAUGCCUACUGCUGCAGUUCACUGAUAAGAGAUUUCAACCAGUGCACGAUUUAACCAUCGGAGUUGAAUUUGGCGCACGUAUGAUCACCAUUGAUGGCAAGCAGAUUAAGCUGCAGAUCUGGGACACAGCAGGACAGGAAGCUUUCCGUUCUAUCACGCGUUCUUAUUAUCGUGGGGCAGCUGGUGCACUGCUCGUCUACGAUAUCACACGCAGGGAGACUUUUAGUCAUCUUACAAAUUGGCUGGAAGACGCGAGGCAACAUUCCAACUCGAAUAUGGUGAUUAUGCUCAUUGGCAACAAGAGUGAUUUGGAGAGUAGACGAGAAGUGAAAAAGGAAGAAGGCGAAGCGUUUGCUCGUGAACACGGUCUUGUUUUCAUGGAAACUUCGGCUAAAACAGCGGCCAAUGUUGAAGAAGCCUUCAUCAACACUGCUAAAGAAAUCUACGAGAAGAUUCAGGAAGGUGUUUUUGAUAUAAACAACGAGGCGAACGGUAUUAAGAUUGGACCGCAGCACUCGCCCACGAACCCCUCACUGCCCGGGGCAGGCGGGAAGGAUGGCUCCCAAGGCGGCGGAUGUUGUUAAACACGCGCAGGAUACAUAAGAAUCACUUGGACUUAAUAUAACGACAUUCAAUUCAAAAAUUGGGGAAGAUACAAUGUGGAAUCGGGCAGGAGAGCCACCAAUUUAUCUUAUAAUCAACUGCAUACAUCUGACCGCUUGUUUAGACAAGAAUGUUCGGUUAUUCUAUACUAAUCUAUUACUUAUUCAAUGGCAUGAGUUCGACGGUGAAGCGUUUUCAAUUUUUAAUGAUAAGGAAUGAUUUAUUUAAAUUAAGUUUUUACUAUGAUUAUGAUUAUUGUGAUUUUAGUUUUCUAUCUGCGCUGCAAAUUAUUUAAACAAAGAAAACUUUAGACGAUAAUGAAUCCUAUGUUGUAAACAAAAAACAAAUGCAAACAAUUUAUCUAAGAGUGUUCGCUAUUAUUGUGUUUGCGAUGCAGGUGCAGAUUAACGGUCUGAAGUAAAUAAAACCGCGUCUGUCAUAGUUGUUUUUAAUAACUGAGAGGUACCACGCGGCGAAAAUAGUCUUGUUUGGUGUAUCAUUUUAUAAAAACAAAUUUAUAUUGCGCAUUUUGUUUGCUAAUGCAGCAGUGCUGUGUUUAUUUUAAACCGUUUGACUACACCUGUAGCGAUUUUUGUAACUUAUGUAAUUAAUGUAUGUCAACAACCAAAAAAACAAUUAUAAAUUGUGUAAUCGAAUUGUAUUUAAAAAAAUAUAAAUUUGUAAACUCAAA